CAAAACAAAACUCGCAGCAAAAUUAACAAAAAAAAGAAAAAAAUCAAAAUUCCAGCAAAGCUAUUAAUUUCAAAACAUUCAAACUGCUUUGGACUUUUUUGAGCCUCAAGCUAUAACGCCUUAACCUGCUAUGAGCAAAGUAUUGACUCCACAAAUUUGCAAAAACCGGCUAUUCUAACAAAUACAGAACAGAAUUUACUUAUAUGGAAUAAAAGGCAAAAAUUAAAUAAUUUUUCACUCUUCAGACGCUAUGGAAUUGAUCGCUUAUAUUCAAAAUUACGAUUGGGGCAAAUUGGGAAAAGAUUCUGAAGUAGCUCAACUAAUUGUAGCGAACAAUCCCGCUUAUGAAAUUGAUGAAAAUAAACCCUAUGCGGAGCUAUGGAUGGGUGAUCAUCCUUGCGGGCCUUCGAUUGUAAAAUCAACGGGUCAACAAUUAGAUAAAGUUUUGAAGGAUAAGUUAACUUAUCUCUUUAAAGUUUUGAGUAUACGCAAAUCAUUAAGCAUACAAGUGCAUCCAAAUAAAAAAGAAGCCGAGCAAUUGCAUAAAAAUUGUCCUGCUUUGUACGAUGCCAAUCAUAAGCCUGAAUUGGUCAUUGCCUUAACACCUUUCACAGCGCUUUGCGGUUUCCGUCCAAAUUGUGAAAUAUAUGAAUUUUGUAAAAUCCUUCCGCCACUGAAAAGAUUUUUAGGGGGCGACAAAUCGAUCGAGUGCUUAAAUACGAAAACACCUGGUGCCGUACAACCAAUCUAUGCAACUUUAAUGACCGCCGAUGAAGAUGACGUAGCUGAGCUGAUAAAAUGUAUUACCACCAAAUAUAUGCCAGUCCUUGCCACAUAUCGACUAGAUGAACUUUUUACAACAAUUAAUCAAGAUUUUCCUAACGAUGUUGGUGUUCUAUCUUUAUUCUUUCUAAAUGUAAUAUACUUAAAACCGGGUGAGUCGUUGUACCUGGGACCAAAUGAAAUUCAUGCCUAUCUUAACGGUGAUUGCGUGGAAUGUAUGGCUUGUUCAGAUAACGUUAUACGAGCUGGCCUUACGCCCAAAUAUAAAGACGUUGAACGUUUGCUAGAGUCGUUGAACUAUGCUGGGCAAUUGGGAGAAUAUAAAAUUUUUAAACCCAAACGUUUGGAUGCGAAUGCUCAACUUUUUGCACCACCCGUAAAGGAUUUCGCUGUUGUGCAUAUACAAAUCAACGAUAAUGAUCCGUAUACUUUAAAGCUGCCGCAGUCAUCUGGUAUUUUACUGGUACUUAAAGGCAAGCGAUUACUUAGUUCACCAGGACAUUCCCAACUUGUGAUAAAACGUGGUUCCAUUAUAUAUUUAACGACUCAGAUGAUGCGCAGCAUUGAGUUAACCAGCCCCAGUUCCACUGAUAGUAACGAUACAUUUAUUGCUUAUAUUGCCACUAAAAAUUGCUUUUAACCAAUUGCCAAGCUUGGCUUUCAAGCCGACUAAAUUAUUUUACCAAAAUUGGCACAAAAUUCCUUAUUGCAUUGAAUUGGUGGUUUUUCAAAAUUUUCUACUUUUAGUAGUAAUUUUCUUAAAUAAAGUCAGCCAGUCUGGAAACAAUUUCCAGCAUAACCAGUGCAGUACUUUGUAAUUCUCGCAGUAAUUCUUAAGCCGCAUCCGCUCAAGCGGAUUACAAAUUGCAAGUAGACUGAUGUCGGUUUUGCGUUUCCGAUGCCGAGUAAAUUGGAUAAUUUUUUAUUUUGGACAAGCUGUAGCGAGUAGAGAGUUUACGACUGUCGACAAACUACGCAUUUUUCUUGCUUACUACUAUUGUAUUCAAAUUACGACCGAGUUUACUCGGUAUCAAGAACCAAGAAAAAAGCGAUCACUGCUUUGGUUCAGUUUUCAACCUUUCAAACUUCUCUAUGCUUUGCUGAAAUGUUCAAAGACAAAAUUACUGACAUUCUUAGGAAUUUUCCUAUUAUUAAAUGACCGCAUUUGUGUUUAUCAGCGACAUUUGGUGAAAAUGGUGAUGUGUCUAUGUAUAUAACGGUUAAAAUAAGAGUUUUUAAUGGCGUACUGCUUUUGGCGGGUCUCUUACGACAAUCCCAAGUGUAAAUAGUCAUCCAGGCGAGCCAUCCGCAUUGACACCGAAGCAGAAUAUUCAUGGUAAUAGGUUUCGCUAUGCAUACGGUGGGAUCGGGAAAGUGUAGCGUAUUACGAGCUGCCCAAACUGGACUACACUGUUACUGCAAAUGUCUAACAAUGAAUUUUUGCAAAAAAAGAGCAUCAACAACGGUUAAUCAACACUAAGUCAUUCUCUUGCCUGACCUAUGCUCGGCCUUUCGUUGCAAGAGUUGUCAAGGACACAUUGUUGCAGGUCGAAUGGGAAGUUCUGCGGCACCCAGCGUACUCAGAUAUUGUUUGGCCGGAAAUGUUGAAGAAAUGCGAAAAUAGGUCGACGAUAGAAUGGCUGCCAAAUCAGUACCGUUCCAUCUACAUGGUAUCGCCAUGUUGCCAGAAAUACGGUAAAAUGUUGUAGAAAGUGAUGAAAAAUGUUUUGAUUAAUAUAAAUUGCACCCAUUUUUCCAAAUAAAUGCUUUUUUCAACCGAAAAAAUGAUCAGAAUACAUGGAAGCACCAAUUAAUAAAACGGCGAAAAUAAAAAUUCACUUUUUUUUUUUUUUGCGCUUUAAUAUGUUUUCUUUAUUAUGAGUCAGAUUAAAUAUUUAUUGACGCAAAUAAACCACAAAUAUUACUCCAACAAAUUUAUGUCUAAUAGAAUAUAAACAAUGGUGCAGAAAAUCACAAUAACAUCACAUAACAUUAAUAUACUUUUAUAUACUUUAACAUACAUUAUGAAAUGACGGAAAUAAAAUAUGACUAAUAAAUAGCGACUGAAGUAAUACAAUAUCCAUAGUUUAUUAAUUUAGAGAUGGUCGACAGGCCAUGUAUCUUUCUUUUAAAAUAAUUAUUAUGUAAAAUAUUAUUUGAAAUUUCAUCAUCAAAUCCUUACCGCAGUAACUUAAGUAUUCUUAUCGGUCUUUUAACUAUGAAAUAAAUUUUUAGAAAUUGAGGCAACGCUUACGAUUCUCAACUUAAUUUCAUUAUUUAAGAAAUUUCAAUUCGAAAUUAAAAUAAAAAUAUUAACGAAUAAGCGAGAAUAACUCGCUUGACGUAAUGAUGAUUACCAGAGUUCUUUCUUAAAGCGUGCUUCUUUCUUCUUUGUCCCAAACGAACUUAAAAUUUAUUACAUCAAAUGUGAAAAAUAAACCAAUUGUUAGUAGAAAUCACAUAAUUUUAGACUUUUAUGUCCUUAGCUAGCCACUGAUAAUAUCUCUUUAUUAUAAAAAAAAAAUUAAGUGGAAGAGCAAGCACUUCUUUUUGAGCAAACUUUCGCUGUUUGUUAAACAUUAUCAUUAUCCAUCGAAAAAAAGGAACAUUUCCUCAGUUCCUUUUAGGAACAUUACGAAGUCAUGAGGCACAGAUAAGCGCCAUAGACGGGUUUGAAAAACUCAGCAUAUUAUUGUCCGUGAAGUACGUCAACUUGCGCUGUGGAGUGAGCAGCAGCACUUUACAUCUAUGUUGUCCCAUUCUAUAUGGUUUUUACUUUAUUCCUUUUUUUUUUUAAUUUUUCACAAAGUCAGUCUUAACUAAGCAAUUUAUGUGUUUGCCCUCAAUCAAUCAAUGUAUUGAAAUAUUUUCAAUUAUUUAUUGAUACAGUUUCGUUGAGAUGAAAUCCUCGGAUCAAAAGUGCAUGCAUUCAUUUCGCGCUUUACUCCUUAAUAUAGAGAAGGUAAGCAUAAUGUUAAUUUUUUUGUAUUGUAGAAAUAUUUUCUUUACACAGCUCCUUAUUUUCACCCUUUAACCUUUUCGAAUACUUUUUGCAGUUCCAAUAUUGUAUUAAUUUCCAUCUUGUCUAGUAGCGCUUUUUCUUCAUUUAAUGUCGCUCUUCGAAUUUUCAGCAUUUCUAACACAGCCUUCCGCGGACUUGUCUCUUCGAUUUCAUAUUCA
Glossina fuscipes is the source of this 3963-nucleotide messenger RNA. RefSeq names its product mannose-6-phosphate isomerase (gene Mpi). The record is from RefSeq and is a predicted model, not a curated record. Gene Ontology annotation, cellular component: cytosol. The coding region runs from base 251 to 1423 and encodes 390 amino acids. The transcript has 3 exons. Gene Ontology annotation, molecular function: zinc ion binding; mannose-6-phosphate isomerase activity. Gene Ontology annotation, biological process: GDP-mannose biosynthetic process; carbohydrate metabolic process. NCBI's taxonomy places the organism in Eukaryota, Metazoa, Arthropoda, Insecta, Diptera, Glossinidae.